Messenger RNA from Chenopodium quinoa (quinoa), 2205 nucleotides. RefSeq names its product oleoyl-acyl carrier protein thioesterase 1, chloroplastic-like. Lineage: Eukaryota; Viridiplantae; Streptophyta; Magnoliopsida; Caryophyllales; Amaranthaceae. The record is from RefSeq and is a predicted model, not a curated record. Bases 852 to 1973 code for a protein of 373 amino acids. The transcript is spliced from 7 exons. Gene Ontology annotation, biological process: fatty acid biosynthetic process. Gene Ontology annotation, molecular function: fatty acyl-[ACP] hydrolase activity; acyl carrier activity.
GGGGUGGGGGUGGUCGAAAACUGGAAAAGAGAGUAGGAGGGGCCGCAGAAGGGUGGGGGUGGUCGGGGAAGGUGGGUGGCUGGGUUCGAGAUUGGGAGAAAGAGAGGAGAUGGAGGUAGGGGAUCGAAGGCCGGCGCACCGACGAAGGUGGAGCUGGGCGCUGACGUUGGUAGGGGUGGGGGAGAGGUGGCUGGUGGACGUCGGGGGGAGGGGUUGCUGGGGCUGGGAAUUUUUGGGAAUUUUUUUGUUUUUUUGUUUUACUUUUUUUAAAUUUUAUUAUUUUAAAAUAUAAUUUAAAUAAUUUUUUAAUAAAAAAAUCAAAGAUUAACCAUUUUAACUAAAAAGGUUAGUCAUAAAUCUAAAAAAGGCCACUAUGGUCAAUUUUUUUAAACCUUAGUGUCACUGAAGAGAGUUGGAAAAAGUUCGUCUUCUACAUAAGAAAAGUUAAAUUCAUAGGGCCAGAAUUUCCCAAAAAAAAUUCCUGAAAAGAAAAAAAAGAAAAAAAAACCCCAAAAGAAUUUACUGUUAUUAAUAUCGAUCACAUGCGUAAAUGUAAAAAAACCAAAAAGUUUGCUCCUAAUUUUAUGGGAAACAAGUAGACUUUUCUCACCUGCAUCUUUUUUAUUCCAAUUUUUAUUUAUUUUUAAUUCAGUUGCACAGUUGUAGUGACUCCAUCGUCCCAAUUGUAAAAGAUAAAUUUCAGAGCCAAAAAAACUAAAAAUAAAAACCUUCUUCGGUUUUAUCGAACUUAGUCUAAAACCCACGAAAAAUAUAGGCUCAAAUUCAAUUUGUUCACAAAUAGAAACAGAGAAAAAAUCACUGAAAAUUUAAAUCAGAGAUCAUAAAUCACGAUGUUGAAUCCAUCAUGCAAUGUAGUAAGUGAUAAAAUUCAAUCUUUUACUCAAUGCAGUUUCUGGGGUUCUCCCAAAAUCCUCCCUAACUUGAAUCGUCGCCGAAACGUUUCUUUUCCGUGCUCGAAACGCCCUGAUCCGUCUGUUUCUGUUUCAACGACGACUAACAAUGGGCUCACCCAAACUGAAAACGGGUCGGGUUCGAUCGGGUUGGCGGACCGGCUCCGGUUGGGAAGUUUGACUGAAGAUGGGUUGUCUUAUAAGGAGAAUUUUAUUGUGAGGAGUUAUGAAGUUGGGAUUAAUAAGACUGCUACUGUUGAAACCAUUGCUAAUCUUUUACAGGAAGUGGGGUGCAACCAUGCACAAAGUGUUGGAUUCUCAACUGAUGGAUUUGCAACAACCCCUACCAUGAGAAAGCUUCAUCUCAUAUGGGUGACUGCACGCAUGCACAUUGAGAUAUACCGAUAUCCAGCUUGGAGUGAUGUAGUUGAGAUAGAGACGUGGUGCCAAGCUGAAGGAAAAAUUGGGACGAGGCGUGAUUUCAUUCUGAAGGACUAUGCAAAUGGUGAAGUUAUUGGAAGAGCUACUAGUAAGUGGGUGAUGAUGAACAUGGAUACAAGAAGGUUGGAGAGAGUUACUCCUCAAAUUGGCAAGGAAUAUUUAAUAUAUUGCCCAAAAGAGCUUCGAUUAGCAUUUCCUGAGCCAAACAACAAUAGCUUGAAGAAAAUAUCAAAGCUGGAAGAUCCUGCUCAAUAUUCAAAACAAGGGCUGGUGCCCAGAAGAGGUGAUCUGGACAUGAACCACCAUGUAAAUAAUGUCACCUACAUUGGAUGGACUCUGGAGAGUACUCCUGAAGAACUCGUGGACACUCAUGAGUUGCGAAGCAUCACCUUGGACUAUAGGCGAGAGUGUCAGCGUAAUGAUGUUGUAGAUUCUCUCACAAGUGUCGAACCAAUAAAAUUAAAUGAAUCCAUCUUACAGAAUGGAGCAAAUGGAUCUCCCACAUCAACUAGAGACGAAAAUGAUAGUGUUCAGUUCUUGCAUCUGUUGAGAUUAUCUGCUGAUGGGUCCGAAAUCAACCGAGGGCGCACUGAAUGGAGAAGGAAGCCUGAGAGACAAUGAUCAUUCUUUUUUUGUUUCUUUUCAUGUUUAUUUUCAGUAUACCCUAGUUAUUGAGGUUGAUUUUGCAUUUAUAUUAUUUUGCGUUCUUUUUGCGCUUGAUAAAAUAAUAUUUUGAUUUCAUCGUAGAAUCAGGAAGAACACUAGCCCUAUGCCGGCCCAAUUAAAUUUGUAUGUAGUAUUUGGUGCAAUUUAUAUUACUGCUUUCUUUAUCAUUUGGGAAUUUGAUUGUAAA